Messenger RNA from Hansenula ciferrii, 360 nucleotides. It is a transcript of the gene WWM1, whose product is annotated as Wwm1p. The coding region runs from base 1 to 360 and encodes 119 amino acids. Gene Ontology annotation, molecular function: protein binding. The record is from RefSeq and is a predicted model, not a curated record. NCBI's taxonomy places the organism in Eukaryota, Fungi, Ascomycota, Saccharomycetes, Phaffomycetales, Wickerhamomycetaceae. The transcript is spliced from 2 exons.
AUGUCCAAUAGAGAGCCACAAGUUCCAGACGGAUGGAAAGCCCAAUAUGAUGAAAAAUACCAAACAUGGUUCUAUGUUAAUUUGAAAACUGGUAAAUCGCAAUGGGAAGCCCCAGAAGGGACAACGUUCAAAGACAAAGAAGAAGCUAAAGCUCAACCACCACCAUAUGCCCCAGAUGGCCAUCAAGAUAGACCAAAUUCUAGUCAAUCUGGAUCAAUACCCCCUCAAAAUUCUAAUCAACGCUUUGCAGGAAGAGGUCAAGGCUUCCCACAACAACAAUAUUACCCACAACAACCUCAAGGAUUUGGAGGUCCACAACCAGGAUUUGGAGGUGGUUAUCCCCCACAAGGUAUGUCAUAA